Molecule: messenger RNA, 903 nt
Organism: Nestor notabilis (Kea)
Lineage: Eukaryota; Metazoa; Chordata; Aves; Psittaciformes; Psittacidae
Product: keratin, type I cytoskeletal 42-like
Molecular function (GO): structural molecule activity
Source: RefSeq, a predicted model, not a curated record
GGAGUGAAUUAUGGAGGGGGACUGAGUGUUGGUAGCUUGGCUGGUGGGAGCUUUGGAGGCGGUGUGGUUGGUGGUGGUCUUGGUGGCGACUGUUUGCUUUCAUCUUGUGAUGAGAAGGUCACCAUGCAAAAUCUCAAUGACCGCCUGGCUUCCUACCUGGACAAGGUGAAGUGCUUGGAGAAGGAAAAUGCUGAACUGGAAUGCAGAAUCAGAGAGUGGUAUGCGACACAGGGCCUCUCCUGCGAGCCCCGGGACUACAGCUGCUAUUACAAAGAAAUCGAAGAUCUUCAGAACCAGAUUGUCUGCGCAACCAUUGAUAACAACAAGAUCAUUCUGGACAUUGAUAACAGCAGGAUGGCUGCUGACGACUUCCGAGUGAAGUACGAGACGGAGCUGGCCCUGCGCCAGAGUGUGGAGGCUGACAUCAACGGCCUGCGGCAGGUCCUGGACCAGCUCACGCUCUGCAGGUCUGACCUGGAGGCGCUGGCGCUGGGGGAGGAGCUUUGCUGCCUCAAGAAGAACCAUGAGGAGGAGAUGAAUUGCCUGAGAAAACAAUACACUGGAGACGUGAGCGUGGAGGUCAAUGCCUGCCCUGGACCAGAUCUCAGGCAAAUCUUGGAGGAUUUGAGAUGCCAGUAUGAGACACUGAUAGCGCGCAACCGCAAGGAAGUUGAGGAUUGGUAUGAGUGUAAGAUUGAGGAGGUGAAUCGGGAGGUUAUUACAAGCGGUCAGGAGGUAGAGACAUGCAACAACCAGGUGACUGAACUGAGACGCCAAUUGCAAGCCCUGGAAAUCGAUCUCCAGGCUCAGCUCAGCCAGAGAAAUAAUUUGGAAUCCUCUCUGGCUGAGACUGAGUGCCAGUACAAUACCCUCCUCGGUGAGCUCCAGAACCAGAUCACGUGC